This is a messenger RNA of Soboliphyme baturini, 137 nucleotides long. NCBI's taxonomy places the organism in Eukaryota, Metazoa, Nematoda, Enoplea, Dioctophymatida, Soboliphymatidae. The record is from the annotation of a GenBank genome assembly.
AUGCCGCCAGCUAGUGUUCUGAGAGUGGUGUACGUCGUCGCAGGGUUGGUGUGUGUUUUCGGCAACAGCGUCAUUCACAUCGAAGAAGAGAACUGGAGACAAUUGCUGACCAAAGAAUGGAUGGUCGAAUUGUAAGU